Molecule: messenger RNA, 2212 nt
Organism: Bolinopsis microptera
Lineage: Eukaryota; Metazoa; Ctenophora; Tentaculata; Lobata; Bolinopsidae
Product: ADP-ribosylarginine hydrolase Tri1-like
Exons: 3
Coding region: 105-1601 (498 amino acids)
Source: RefSeq, a predicted model, not a curated record
AGGUAAUAAUUUAAUGGUGUAAUAAAAUAAAGUAAUUAGUACAUGUCUUGGACUCUUGAAUCCUGACGUCAUAUACAGAAUAUUUUAGGAGAACUUUCUGGAUCAUGUCGUAUAAUGUAAUUUUAAGAAGAGCGAAAAAUGUCUAUUGUAAAUUAAAAGCCCUUAUAAUCAUAGUUCAGAGAAUGGGCCAAACAUCAUCAAAAUCACCAGCGGACGCGGACGCAAAUGAUCCGUUUGCUGAUUGCAACAGAGAUAUAUCAGAUGGAAUCAAAUUAAAAAUAAAAAGUAUUGACAAAGGGAAGAAGUUUAAACCGCUUGUCAAGGAAAAUACUCCAUCACUGAAAGCUGGUGAAUUGAAAGAUGAGAUUGAGAGGGCAGGAGAAAUUUCUAAAGCUUCAUAUGCUCCCAGCCCUACUUGUAUAGAUUACUCAAUAUUUCCUCCUGGUGAUAGCAGUUACUGGGGAGGCAAUGAAACAAUUCUUAAUUUCAAGGGCUCCAUUUAUGAACAAAUAAAUGAUUUAGAGGCAUGUCUCGGUAGUUUAUACGGGAUGUUGAUAGGGGACUCCUGGGGGCAUUGCCUGGAAUUUGUUCCAGUUCAAUACGAAAAAACAAUCAUUCGAGCAUUCGACGAAACCAACUUUAAAGCACCCGGAGUGUUGAACAGAUUUGGACUAAAAGCUGGACAGUAUACAGACGAUGCAAGCAUGGGACUUUGUCUUGCUGACAACUUACUAACUCAUGGCCAUGUUGAUUGUCUUGACCUGAGGAAGCGCUUUGUCAUGUGGUGGUAUUUGGGCUACAACAACGCAUUUAGACAUGAUACAGGGAAUAGAGGGAAUCCAACACGGACAGGUAGAUCAGUGGGACUGGGUGGUCAGAUUUCAUAUUCACUAAAGACGUUUAUAGACAAUCCGAAGCAGCUUUAUCCAUAUGGAGACGAAGACAUGAGUGGUAAUGGCUCGAUAAUGAGACUGUGUCCACUGCCUAUAUUUCAUCGUGACAGUGACACUGAAUAUUUGGUAUCAGAGGCAAUGAAGCAGAGUUUUACAACUCACAGUGGUGUUCAGUCUGCAGAGUGUGCUGCUCUUUUGAGUUUUAUUAUUGUUGCGGCUAUUAAAUUUGAUAAACAGAGUGGCAAGGAGUUUCUUGACACGCUUGAUAUGGAACCAGUUAUGCAGUAUUUGAUAACAGAUGCAGUUAAAUGUAUUGCUAAUAGCAAACAACAUGAGGGUUGGACAGAAGAUAAGUUUAACAAAGUACCAGAAGAUCAGUAUUGGAACUGGAAGGAUGAGAACUACAAAUACUCGCCCACCAGAUCAGCAGUGAAUCCUGGCUAUGUCGGGGGUUAUGCGUGUGAUAAUAUCUCCAUGGCUCUACACUGUGUGUACAACUCAGAUUCGUUUGAGUCAGCUGUUCUCCGCUGUAUCAAUAGAUGCGGUGACGCAGACACAGUUGGAUCAGUAACCGGCCAAAUAGCAGGUGCCGUUUAUGGACUCAAUUCCAUUCCGAAAUCUGCUCUGGAAUGCGUUAUGAAAUGGGAUCCAGAAGCGGAGAUUCCUCAUCGUGUCAUGAAGAUGUUCCCGAGGCUACCGGACAACUGAACCCAAUUUGGACGAUUCAGUAGGGGCACUGUUUUGACACAUUGUUUUAGUUAUGUUCGGUUAGAAAUGGGAUUGAUUUCUGUGUGCUGCGAUCUUUGUUAACUGACUAAUAAUUGAUGGCGAUAAUUCAGUUUUAUUCCUUUUGUCAUGUUCAAAGUUUGUUUUUUGAUAUUUAGUGAUUGUUUGUGUUUUGAAAAUAGUCUUUUUAUUUGAUUUUAUUUAAUCUUGUAACCUUUAAAAAUACUUUUUAUUGAAUAUUCUUAUUUCGAGUUAACUGUAAUAUAAAGGUUCUAUAUAAUAAGAUAAUAUAAGGUUGCUCAUUUAUGUACAGUUUUCUUUCACAUUUUAUUUUCAGUCACUUCAAUGUAUGUAGUAUGACAUCUGGAUUAUAAAGAGUUGAUGUUUAUAUCUUGGAUCUUGUGUUGAUAUGGUGUUUUUCUGGAAUUAUUACUCAAUGAGAUCAUUCAUAAACAUAGCAGAAUAUGUCGUUUCCACUCAGGACAAAAAUCAUGAAUUAUUAUUAUAUAAUAAUGUAAUUCGUUUGGUUGGGUCAGUGGUCUAAAUCAAAUUAUAUGUAGUAAUGAGUACAACUUAAUGAUCAUAUAAUAUAC